UGGAUGCUUUGAGCACAUGAUUAGAAGCGGCUGCGUAAGCAGGAGCAGGAGCAGGAAACAGGACAGUCCUGCGUGGACAGAAGCGUCUUUAUGUCCCUCACCAGCGCUUUGUAAAGCAAAUAUGUGUGUGUUUGUGUUUGUAAAUGUGUGCGAGGUCUUGACUUGACACAUCCAACCCCCCCCCUCGCGCCCGCCCCCUCGGUGUCUCGGAGAUGCUACGUUUUGCUGCCAGAAGUGAAGUGUCUCCUCUCAGAGUCUGGGGACUCCACUGACAGAGACCUUGAAUGCCAAAAGAACAGGGACGCUUUGGGGAGCGGGCCGUCCGUAGCACCUCAAAGAAUGCCAAGGACAAGAGCAACAGUGCCACUCUGCGGGCGUCCAAGAGUGGCACCCACAUGGAGCCUCCGGGAAUGGGUGACGUGAGCAGGCGCAUGCGGCGCUGCGACUCUGAGAAGGAGUCGGAGAAAGACUCUGGUUAUUCAGAGGCCGGCUCAGACUUUGUGCACACUGAUGUAGACGACCAGCGCAGCAGCGUGAGCGAGCCUCACAGGCAGAGCAGCAGAAGCUGCUCCUCCUCCUCUUCCUCCUCCUCUUCCUCCUCCUCCAACAACAACAGUGCAAAUGCUGCAGGCCAUAAGAUGCCUGCUUACGAGGAGCUCACCCCCAUUUACAUCAUCAAAAACCUGGUAGUGAAGCCGUCCAGACCAGAACCGCUUCUGCACAGGCCCCUGGCAUGGGGUGGAGGUUGGCACGGCCUCACUGGUGCCAAAGCUCCCACCCAGCUCCUACUGAUCCAACAACCGCCGCCCGCUUCCUCCACCGCCGCCCCAACGCCCUCCUCCUCUCAAGCAGCACUACAAGGCGAAGUGAAGACCAGAGGUGGCCACGGCGGCCAGAGCCACCGCAGCAAGAACUCAUACCUGCCCAUCUUGAAUUCUUACCCUCGCAUUGCCCCGCACCCCAGGAAGGAGGGUCAUGAGGGCAAAAGUAGUAAGGGGGCUAAAGCGUGUGGCGGUGAAGGCCAGAGCAAGAGCAAGAGAGUGUGCACCGAGGAAGAGAAGAGGGAGGCUGUGUCGACCACCACUCACCUCCUGAAGCCACAAAAGGAGUGCAGAGUGCACUCUCAUUCGCAGCACAAAACCAGAGGAGGACAUCACUCCUUCCCCAUGUCACCCCACACCCCUCUCCCCACCCAGCACAAGAGCCUUCACUGUCAGCAAAGAUCAGGCAGUGUUGGCUCGCCCUCUGUCUCCAGCUCCCAGAUGCCGUCGCCGCCGUCAUCCUCCGACUCUACCUCGUCCUCCUCGCCAGCCUCGUCCUCCGUGGCUCACAGCCCGUAUCGCCUACUUCCAGACAGCUCGUCCGCGCGCCAGCGCCGUUUCCUCAACACGGCCGAGAUCCUGAACCAGUCGGGCCUGCUGGACAUCACGCUCCGCACCAAGGAGCUGCUGAAGCAGAACGCCGCCACAGAGCGAGAGAUCGCCCAGCUCCGGCAGCACACGCAUCUCCUGUGCCAGGCGGCGCAGGCCAACCAGAGCUGGUGCGGCGACGGCUCGGACGGCCUCGACAAUCUCCUGCAGGCCAUGACCAAGUCGGCCUCCUACCCGGACUUAGACCUCACUAAAACGAAGGCCCUUGGUGGCGUCCAUCAAGAGAGCAAAACUAAAACUGGGGAGGACAACGAAAAGGAGAAAAACAUAAAAAGCACCAAGACACGCAGCAACACAGUGCAGCUCGUGUCUCUGCACGCGAUAGAUGACGGCACGUCACCGCCGUCUCCCCUCUUUGCGCCCUCGCCGGACGCCGAAGAGCCACAGCAUGCCGACGACCCCCUGGACCUCAUGUCCAUCUUGUCUUUCCACAGGUCUCUCCCCGAGCUGGGAUACAGACACACAUUCAUGGACAAGGACAUAAGCGAUCUCACGAUGUUGCCCGAGAGCUCGACACACGAUGACUAUCUCCUCUAGCUUCCCGCGGCUGAAUGAUAAUGUAAUGACUGGCAACGUGACGAGAUCCUGGACGUACACGAGAGCAUGUGUUUGGUUUGAAUUAUUUAACAUGUCUGCAAUUAAAAAAGAAAAAAGAAAAAAAGAAAUGGAUAGAAACUCUUAAAAUAUGAUUAUUAUUUUUUGAUUUACACAUGGACUGAUGCACAAUAUUUACCUAUUCUUUAGUCAGGCAUUUUCAAGGUACAUUUCCAUUCUCUGUUCAGUCACCAGUGGAUGUAACGUGGUGAGAUAACUAAAGAGGAAACAAGAAUCAGGUCCGGUGAGGAGUAAUAAGAAAAAUAAUAUUUAAGAGUAUUUUACAUUUGCUUUGGCUCCGUUUUCUGUGUGCAGCAGGGACCUGACAGAUAAUAUUAGCUACGGGCAGAUCAUCUCUAAGCCUCCACUGCUCUGAAUUCAGACUCUGGAGGAUCUGGAUGUAACCGUAGAGCGACACGACCGGUAAAUAAACCUGAACCACAAAUGACCCCGGAAUAUGAGAGUGGACGGAGCAAAGGUUACAGCAGGAAGGAUUAGAUCCAGAACUACCUGUUCUUACUGUGUGACAUGAUUCUAUAUAUUCUCCAGUCCUGUCAGGAAGUGCUGACGCUAUUGCUAGAUAUGUCAGUUUAUUGAGUUGUGACUGUGGCUGAUGAGUAAUAAAGAAACCUUUUUGUCUUUUUUA
Solea solea (common sole) is the source of this 2670-nucleotide messenger RNA. Its product is annotated as CLOCK-interacting pacemaker-like. Lineage: Eukaryota; Metazoa; Chordata; Actinopteri; Pleuronectiformes; Soleidae. Gene Ontology annotation, cellular component: nucleus. Bases 285 to 1967 code for a protein of 560 amino acids. Gene Ontology annotation, biological process: negative regulation of circadian rhythm; negative regulation of DNA-templated transcription. The transcript has 4 exons. The record is from RefSeq and is a predicted model, not a curated record.